Molecule: messenger RNA, 2092 nt
Organism: Fukomys damarensis (Damara mole-rat)
Lineage: Eukaryota; Metazoa; Chordata; Mammalia; Rodentia; Bathyergidae
Gene: Izumo1
Product: izumo sperm-egg fusion 1
Exons: 6
Coding region: 898-1965 (355 amino acids)
Biological process (GO): fusion of sperm to egg plasma membrane involved in single fertilization; heterotypic cell-cell adhesion; sperm-egg recognition
Cellular component (GO): acrosomal membrane; plasma membrane
Molecular function (GO): protein binding involved in heterotypic cell-cell adhesion; signaling receptor binding
Source: RefSeq, a predicted model, not a curated record
CGGACCUCCUUGAGUUUUGGUCCAAUUAGACUCAGAGUUGGGCUUCUGGGCGGGGCCGAGGGAAACCCAAGGAAUAGUUCGGGGUUUGGGGGCCCAUGUGGGAAGCUCAAAAGGAGAAGUGGCAGGGGUCUCUGGUAGACUAACUCUAGAUUCCGUGCAACCAACCUCUCCCUCCCCCUCCCCCGAAAUCCAUAAUCUUAACGGGGAAGAUAGUAGGUCCCCUAGCUCUUUCAAAAACCCUCAGGAGCUGGACUGGGCUCCUGAGUCGGGCCUAGUGUUGGAAGGCAUGAGUCGGAGAUCAAGGGAGUGCUUCGCUGGUUAGGGUGCAUGGGGCUCUAUUUCCUAAGAAGGGUAUGCCCUGCACAUUAGGGGUAUUGGUCUUGGGGGAGAGUGGACGAAGUUUCCCUGUGUCAAAAGGGUGGCUGGGUGUCUUGGUUAACUUUGUCGAGUCCCUAACUUGAGGGAUUUGGGGUGUAUUUUUGGUUUGAGGGAACUUUGAGUUUGAUAAUACGCAGGAUGGCUGGGUACUGUGUAGUUUAUUUGGUUUGAGCACUGAAAUUUCAGUUUGAGGUACAGGUUUUGGGGUUCUUGGGGUCUCUGAGCAUUGAUCCAUUUGAGGUUUGGGAUUUGGGGUCACAUCGAUUUGGGGAAGUUGGAAAGGCAUGGAUUGGGAUUUGGGGAGCCUGUGUGGUUUAGGAGUCCGGGGUCCGGCUUUAAUGCUUUUGUGGUCUCUCAUUUGGGAUACAAUGAAGACCCUAAAUUUGGGGGGCCAUGGAUUGGGAUUAUGUCUCAUACUUUGGAGACGCUUGAUGAAGGAUAUGUCUUAGUUUGGAGAUUUCCUAAAGAUCCUGUUUCCUGAGGACCUUACAGAGAGGAGGCUCAGUGAGAUCUCCUAAAAUGAGCUUUGGUGUCUUCCCUUUCAGUGGGCACCUGCUCUCUGUUUGGGGUGAGAGGGCCCUCCCUGUUGGUGUUCGAGGACCACAUGCUCUAGCUGCAAUGGGCCUGCGUUUUGCCCUCCUGUUGGUAGCCCUGGCCUGCUGCCUGCUGCCUGCAGGGUGCUGUAUCAUAUGUGACCCGUCUGUGGUGGCAGCGCUAAAGUCCUUGGAAAUAGAUUACCUGCCUGGCCACCUGGGCACACAGCAUCAUGCAGACGUGAUGCAGAUGGUAGAGCAGGCCGUGAAGGAUUUCCAGAACCUGCAGUUCAAGGAGGAGUCCUACAUGGGGGCCAUUGAUGAGGACACACUGCAGCAGGCAUCCUGGAGUUUUCUGAAGGAUCUGAAACGUAUUACAGACAGUGAUGUAAGAGGGGAGCUCUUCGUGAAGGAGCUGCUUUGGAUGCUGCACCUACAGAAAGAGAACUUUGCCAGCCUUGCUAAGCGGUUCCAAAAGGAGGGUGAGGAAGGCCAGGAUCCCAGGACCCCAGCCCCAUCCUACAACCCUAGAGUUCCUGUCUCCAGCCCCUUACGUCUGAGUCCAGUCCCUCCACCUCCUCAUCUCUUCCCUGCGACCCUGAGGGGACCUUGCUCAGCUUAUUGUCCUAACAAAUGUGGCAUGAUGUUGCAGACUCUGAUCUGGUGCAACAAAUGCAAGAAGGAGGUCCACACCUGUCUGAAGUCCUACGAUUGCGGGAGUCGCAGUGUGGAGGUCCAUCAGAUGGAAGACAUGAUCCUGGACUGUCACCUCAACUGGCACCAGGCCUCUCAAGGACUCACUGACUACAGCUUUUACAGGGUGGGCCCUCCAACUCCUGUAACCCUUGAGCCCAUGUCCACUGGGCUCCCUCCUGCCCCUGGUCUGCUGGCCCCCGGGUCCACUGGCCUGCACCCAGCCCUCCUGACCUGUGACCCAUCAGGCGUGGCUACUGACCUGCCGGGGACCCCAUGUCCUGACCGGUGUCGCCCUGAGUUCCCCUCGCUCACCCUGAGGCCCCGCGAUUUUCUCACCCCAGUUCUCUCCAACCUCUGAAUUUCCCAAACUUCUGUGACCCUUUGAGCUUGGGUCUAGGUUUGGGGGAACAAUUCUGAGACCUUGGUGUCCAAGGGAAAGGAGUCCCUCCUGACCAAGCCCUUGGUGGGGCCAGAGGAUGCAGGCG